UUCAAUCACUUGCAACCCUGCCUCUCGAUCUAUCGAAACGGCGAAAGUUUUCUAUGACGAUGAGAAGUCGAAUUUUUGGAUUUUUCGCGUGACAAGUUGGUGGUGAAAAAAAGCAGGCAGAACCUUAAAAAUUGAUUCAGCAACUUGGCAAGCGAUUGACAACUGAAAAGCGCAGCGCUGGCGGGUGCGGGCGGUUAAAGUAGGGCGUGAAAAGUCGACAAAAAAAAUCAAUUGCCUCUCGGUCGUUUUCAAUUUUCAAUUCACACAUAUUCUCUGCGUGUGCAAAAAAGCGAAAAAAAAAGGAAAAGCGAGAAGAAAAAAAUAGACUGCAAACGAAAGAAGAAAAAGAAACGGCAAACGAAAAGAAGAACAGCGCUGAAGACGAAGACGGAGGAAAAGAAAAAGGCAGCAACGUAGAAGUUGAAGAAAAUGUGCAGGAAAAGGGGCGGAGGAGAAGGAGCCGUGUUUUCGAGUCGCCAACAGUAUAAAUAAGUAACCAUCAUCGAUAAAGAGCGCGAUUCGAGUCGCGGAAAUAGGCGAAAUACAAAAUUUCGCAGUGAAAAUCAAAUUUUCCAAAUAGAAAGAAGAGCCUCCUCUCUCUCGCUCGCUCUCUCUUGGCCUAUCCUUUGCUCUCUCUCUGUCCCACUCCCGCGACUGGGUGGCAACGCGCGUGUGUGUGUGUCUGUGUGUGUGUGUGAGUGUGCCGCGUGCGUGAGUGUGUGUGUAGCUCGAAAGAGCAAAAAAAAAAUAGAUUUAACAAAAAAAAGAAAAUAAGAGAAAAAGUAGGAGAAGCAAAAUAACCGACUGUGUCUUUGUGUGGAAUUUCUUGAUAAUUGCAACAUAAGUUACCAUGGAAUACUACUUAGGAGGAUAUGUCUACAUGAACGGAGAUGCAGUCAAGAUCCAGCCGCCCGUCUACACGAACGUUCCUGUCGACACGGCGAUGCUAGCCACCAAUCUGUUUGGCGCCACCACCCAAAUCGCAGCCUCCCCCGCAGCAGCCGCCGCUGCCCACAUACCGUUGAUCACAGCCGCCGCUGCCGCCGCCGCCGCCGCAGGCGCUCCUCCGCCAGUAGCUCCUCCAGUUGCAGUUGCUCCAGCGCCCGCCCAGCAACAGCAGGCGCAUCCACACCAGGCCCAGCUCCUGGCCCAUACGCACGUAGCCCACCAACAACAACAGCAGCAGCAACAGUCGCCGCAUCCCGCCCAGCAUCUGACAUACGGCCAUCAGCCGGCGCCGCCACAGGCCACGGCGGCUGUAGGAUCAGCAGGAGGAGCAACAUCCGCAGUAGGCAGCGAGUCUCAGGACACCAACGAAUACGCCAUCAUGAAUGGCACACUCGCCCAGACGCAGGACGGCACCGUGGUCUGCUACACCACAGACGCCCUCAACAAUACGAAUUUAGUUGCCCUCGAUCCGCAGCCCCAUCAGAUUGUAGUGCCGGUCCAGGUUCCUGUCCAAGUCCCAGUGCCCGUUCAGCUGCCUGCGAACGGCUCGGCCGAUCAGCAGCAGCAGGGAAGCCACAAUGCAGCCGCCGGGGAGGAGUCCAACAUACCGCUGGACAAGCUCAAGCAGAUGCUGGCCACCCAGCUUGAGUACUAUUUCUCCAGAGAGAACCUGGCCAACGAUACUUACCUGCUAUCCCAGAUGGACAGCGACCAGUAUGUGCCCAUUUGGACCGUGGCCAGAUUCAAUCUGGUGCGGAAACUAACCAAUGACAUCAAACUCAUCACCGAGGUGCUGCGUGAAUCGCCCAAUGUCCAGGUGGACGACAAUGGCACGCGCGUGCGUCCCAAUCGCAAGCGUUGCAUCAUCAUUCUGCGCGAGAUAUCGAACAACACGCCCCUCGAUGACGUCAAGGCUCUGUUCAGCAACGAUAGCUGCCCCCGGCCGAUCUCCUGCGAAUUCAUCGCCAACAACUCGUGGUACAUUACCUUCGAGUCGGAUGACGAUGCGCAGAAGGCGUUCAAGUACCUGCGCGAGGAGGUCAAGGAGUUCCAGGGCAAGCCGAUCAUGGCCCGCAUUAAGCCCAAGUCGUUUAUUAAUCGCAUUCAAGCUGUACCAAAUAUGAAGAACGGCUACGGUCUAACGUCGCCGCCGACUGCCAAUGUCUUCGAUCCAUCCGGAGCCGGUGCCGCCACAGUUAGCUAUGCGGGUGCCCAGCAGCCCCGCUACUUGUACACCAACGGAGCAGCCCUCGCGGCUCCCGCCUCAGUUCCGUACAGCAACCCUGUACUGAUUCCGAUUCCGCCAAAUCAAUUCUAUCCCGGCUUAGUGGCUAAUCCCUGGCCGCCUGGCACUGUGGCAGCCACUGCCACCCAUGGCCAGAAUUUCUACGAGAUCGGGGGCAACAUCUUUGCCACCAAUCCCUUGGCUCCGCAAGCCGUGGCAGCCAGUUUCGCUCAAGCUCCGCCACCCACCGCACAAACGAUGGUCACGUCCAAGCCGCAGGGCGGUGGGCGCUACAACAACAAUCACCGCGGCAAUCCCAACAACCUGGGCGGUGUUAACUCGGGACCACGCGGCGAGUCGAGGGGCAAACCCCCGCGCAACACACAAACAGCUUCGCACAUCCAGGGCGGUAGCAUUGUGCCCAUCCAGAUAACGGGCGCCAUUCCAGGAGGAAUGGUGAGCGUGGUCCCUGCAAACAUUGUGCAGGAUCCACUCCAGCAGGCUCCUCAGCCGCAGCAAGUUCUCCAGCAGAUUCAGCAGCAGCCAACGAGCUCGGCUCAACAGCAGGCCACGGUGCAGGUGAACAGCUCUACUCGUCACUAUCCAAUCAAGAGCAACUGGAAAGGCGGCAUGCAAAAAAAUCUGGACAAGAGCUAUGGCGGUGGAGUGACCACUCACCAUCACUACACCACCCAGGUGCAGGCUCUGCCCGCCCACAGCCACCACCUGCAGGCCCAACAGCAGCAACAGGGACAAUCCCAGCAGCAGCACUAUCAAUUGGCUUCCUCCGGCGCAGCCAGCGCCCCGCAAGUUACCUACGUGUCCACUGCUCCGGCUCAACCGCAGCCCGGCCAGCAUCAGCACCACUUGGUGGUGCAACAGACGCAGCCACAGCAGCAGCAACAGGUGGCCAUUCAGCAGCAAGUGCAGGUGCAGGAGCUGCAGGAGGCGGGGGACGGCGUCGAGCAUGGCUCGCACGCCAUGCAGCAGGUGAACCGCAGCAGCAACAUGUCUGCCAGCUCCUCCUCAUCGCUGGCCACGUCGAUCAGUAAGGAGCCACUACAGUGGCAGAAUCGCCCGCGUCGUCGUCGUCGUGAUGAGGAGGGCGGACUCAACUACUCCCCAGGCGGGCGAGUUGGGAUUUACGGCAGCUCACCCUCGAAUCCACAUCAGCAGCAGCACCUGCUGACAUCUUCCGCUGGCAGCAAUAUUCAGCCAGGUGGAGGAACCGAGGGGGCCGGAGCCUCCCAUCGCGGGGAGCGCCAGAGCCACUACAACACUAUCCACGACGUCCCACCGCCCCAGCACCGUGGCAACUACAAGGGCAACAACUACAAUCCGCACUACCACGCCCAGCAUUCGUCGAUGGCGAGUGGCUCGCACCACCACCAUCACCACAACGCCCUGUCCUCACAGCAGCAGCAGCCGCACCACCUGUCCUCCGGCACUGGACAGCAGGGCACGGGACACCACUACCACCACCACCAUCACCACAACUCGAUUGGCAGCAAUGUGGGCAACAGCGGCGGCUUGGGCGUCAGCAGUGGCGGAUCGGGUGGCGGUGGAUCAGGUGGGGGAUCAGGCAGCAACAGCCUGUCCGGCGGGAGCAACGAGCGCGGUAUUCACCACAGCUCCUUGGGCCACCAGCAGCAUAUGAUUGGACUGAGUCAACAACAACAGCAGCAACAACAGCCACCUGCGCCGGUGCAACCGCCGCAGUUCGAUCUAGAGGCAGCCGCCUUUCCACCACUGCCAGCCUCAUCGGCCACCGCACCGCACCCAACUCAGGCCACUGGCGGAGCUUCCCUGCUUAACUCUACCACCUCGUCCUCCUCGUCAACGGGUCUGGGCCAGAAACAGGCGCUGCACCAGCAGCCGCAACAGCCACAUCAGCACCAACUAUUAAGCAGCAGUGUGGAGAGCGCCGGCGGCGAUGAACAACGCCCAAGCAGUCUCCAGGGAAUAGAGAGUAGCAAUAUCCACCUGGCGAACACUUCCUCCGCCAACAACUGGGCCGAGAAUCGACUGUCGGACGUGGUCCGCACCGGAGGUGGUGCUGGUGGAGGAGGCAAGGGUAAGGCGCGUAAGGACAACAGGCACCAACAGGGCCAGAACCAGCCGCACUUGGCACACAACUAUCAGCCGCAGCAGCAACAGCGCAAUCCACCUGUUAGCCCCACGCCCGCCUUGGGCGCUGAGUACGCGCUUCAGCUUCAGGAGGGCAACAAUACUAAGAACGUUACUAAGCAGAGCUCCAGUAACAACAAUUCGAUCCAUGUGAUAAAGUGUCUAACACCAAAUAUCAAUGCCAGCGGCAAAGAGGAGGCGGCCGGAGCCCAGCAGCAGCACCAGCAGCAGCUGCUGGACAAAUCAAACAAGACUGAGGAUGAACUGCAUCCAAAGCAGCCGUCGCAGCAGCGACUGGUCGAAGGCUAUAUCCAGCAGCAGCCGCAUCUGUCUCCGCUGGCUGGCCACAACGAGUACUCCGCCUGUUCCGUUGUGGAGGGUGGUCUGACCACCAGUCUGGCCGAGUGCAGCCUCGGCCAGCACAAGAAGCCGCCCUCAGUGGCCGCCCUGCACGCCAAGAAAGAGGUCAAUCUGCUGGAGAAAGGUGCCAGCAAGCACAAGAGCGUGGCCACGUCCACGUCGACGGAGAACCUAACCAAGCUCAGCUAUGCCCAGGUGGCCCAGCACCACAAGGCCGCCUCCACCGCUGACAGCAAGGAAGCUGGCUCCGGCGGCUCCACUGGCACCCUGUCGCCCACCGGCAGCCACAAGAUGGACCUAGUCUUUGGCGAUCCCGCCGCCGUGGCAGCAGCCGUGGAGAAGAGCGGCCUGACCACAGCCGUUUCGACCGAGAAGCGUGCCGUAGGUGGUGCCUCGCCAGCCGCGCUUUCCGGCAAAGCAAGUGGCCCCCUAACGACCAAUGCCACUCAAGGCAGCGUUGUCGUGGUCUCUGCCAAAGAGAAAGAUAAUCGUCCCAAUGCCUCCGUUCGCCAACUGAGCAAGGAGAAACAGCAGCAACACCAGCAGCAACAUUACGGCUCUGCAACAGAGCACAAUACCAAUGCCAAUGUCGGCUCGGGGACUGGCGGCAACCGCAAGUCCAGGGCCAACAACUCUUAAGAGAAGGAGGGAGUGGAGAAUCGCGUUGCCAAAUCAAGGCAACAGUGAGAUACCUUUGCAGGAUGCCUUCAACGAUGCAUCCGCCUGUAUAUAUAUGAAAUUCCAUGUGUAAAUAUGAGCAAACCUUUUUGUUAUACCUGUAAGUGCUAUAGAUAUUUACGAGCAAACUAAGGAGGCAUAUGAAAGCAGUUGCCGCUGCUCGAUGGACGCGAAAACGAGAGCAGAGGAAGGAGCGAGCAGCUGGCGACGCUUGGACCAGUUAUCAUAUUAGUAGGGAAAGACGAAAAAUGAAUGGUGCAUACCCUUUCUCCAGCUAUAUUUAAUCAGUUAUCAGUUAAUGUUAAUCUACCUAAGCUAAUGUUACCUAGACUCGAUGGGUAAUCACUUAGUUUAGCGCCGCGCGGAGAUCCAGGGAGAAGGCGACAGCCAGAGGAGAAGAGACAAGAGAUGAAUAUGCCUAAGCUAUUAUUACGAUUACCAAUAACGAUGCCGAGUGAAUAAGUCUAAGAGGUUUGAGCGUAGUUAGCCUACUUGCAUCGAACGACAAAGCAAAACUAAAGCAAGCUAAGCCAAGCAAAGGAGGAAAGGAGAGAAAAGGAAAAUAUUAGGUUUUAUUGAUAAAUUACCGAUGAACUCAUGAAUCACACGAUGAUUUUACGUUUUAUUAUCUACGUUUAAUAUUUCAUCAUUUUCAUUUUUGCUUUCACAUCAAAACAUAAUGUUUAUAGCCAAAACAGAAGUACACAGAUACGAGUACGUAGCGAAAAUAGCUAUGCCUCCGCUAGUCCCACAGGUUAGGGUUACUUCUAUUAUUUAGAUAUAUUAUAUAUAAUAUACACGAUUGUUUUGAAUCAUUGUAACAUUUUAACGGAUGAUCUUGUUUGAGCAAGUCGUUUUUUUAAAUAACUUGAUUAUGGGGAUUCUCGUACUUAGUUCAUGACUUAAGGGAUCCUUCACACAGACACACCUGAAUACGCCUAGACAAACUUAUCUUCCCCUUCCCCCAGACACCGACUCGUGUAUACCCCUAAUUUUUAUACUUGUAUCGUAUAUCGCGUGGGAAGAACUUACAUUUUAAAAUUGCAUUUGUUUCCACAUGAAAGCAAUUUUCUCAGUUUGAUGGUUUCACACGUCUAUUUCAACAAACAAAGAACGAAAACGAAAUGAAUUAAGAAGUUAGUGCAUUGCUAAAUACUAAACUUUAUCCUUACAAAGCGUAGGUGGACACAGCUCAGCUCAGCUCAUAAGACAAACACUAUCUAAUGUUAUAAUUACGACUUAGGACUCUAUACAAAAAGGUGCCAUAAACUAAAACACACACAGACACACACGAAAUUUUAUGAGGUUUAGGACAACACAAAAUAGGCAUUUAAAACGAAUUCUUUUCACUAUGUUUUACUGUCUCUCAAUCUGCAAAGAUGCUGCUUCAUCCUCGUCCCCAAAUUAUUGAUGCUCAUCUUAGAUUAGGAUUGCUAAUAUCAUUUUAACUAUUGUUUUCUCUUUUAAUAACUCACGAUUUACGCACAAAUUGAUUUAUGGAGUCUUAAUUUAUUUCAAAUGUAAGAAGCAUGUAAAUUAAUCCUUGAAGCAUAAAACCAAUUGCCAAGUGAGAAAAAAUAAUCAGUAGUUUUAAGAGCGUAAACACAAUAUCUAAAAACUAUUCUAGGCAAUAAGAAUUACGUUUAGUAUGCAUAUAUGGAUAUUCACACUUAACUUAACAACAUUAUUUCUUCUGUUAAUUAUUUCCCUUAUUUGAGAACAAAACUGCUCCGCCCUUUCACUUCCAAACCAAACAAAACCAAAUCGAAAGAAAUCAUUAUAUUUUUUCAUUCACAACUUCACCACUGAAACGAAGAAAAACAGCGUAUUAUUUUUGUUCUCUUUAAUUAAUUACUUAUGAACCCACUGUGAACAAACCGAACAAUGUUUUCCCAAAAAAAAAAAGAAGUACUAAAACUUUCAUCCAAAAUCAAAAAACGAAGGAGAAUAAGAAAAAUGAACUCUAAACGCAAGACUUCCAACCAAAAUGAAAUUGAAAAUAUAAGGAAAAGAAAACUAAACUGAAAAACCAAUAUAUAUACACAUAUACUUUGUUUCUAUGAAAACAAUCGAAUAUGCUAAGUGCCUAUACUAACUAAUAUGUAACAUACGAGCAGGGUACAGACCGACCACUGAGCCAAGCACCAAGUGGCCCCAUCCGCCCAUCAAAUUGCAUCCAAUCACACACCACACACACACAACUGCCUCUAGGACAUAAACAGCUAUCAAUCAAUCAAUCUUUCAAGACAUUCAAUCACUCAUUAGAAUCCUGGCGAGGUCCAGGAUCCGGAUAGUUCGCUAGGGAUGGUGGCCACACACAGAUAGUAUACCUUGCUCAGUGGUUCGUCGCGUACCCGCCACACAAAAUGUAUCUUUAAAUAAUUCAUAGUUUAUAGUUUGUAUCUUCCCCCUCCAAAUUGAAGAAAGACCCAAACUAUAAUAUCCAACUAACCCCAACACUCAGACACAUUUCUUUGGAAAGUUCUCAAAUGAUUUUGUUGUGCUCAUCACUCACUGUCGGCUGCCAACACAAAAGAAUACAAAAUAACACACCACACACACACACUACACAAACUGUACAGUUGAACCUCAAUAGGGCGGACUGCGACUGGGACUGCGGACUGUGCUUUAGGUGAAUCAAUGGGUGAGGGACACGGAAGGUGGUCAGAGUGGAGCCAAUGGACUCGGCGGGCGGCGGCUCCGAAAUCCCGGCAAUGAGAUGUGAUAUUAUGCAAUUGACAAAUCAUCAAUUGUGUGCGACAAAAAACAAAAACAAAUAAACGGGAUGGGGUUGACUAAUGCCCACCGAGAUUGCAACGCCCACUCGACCAUGAGACAGUCGACACUUGGACACUUGACCACGCUGUCCAUCCAGACGCUCCGAGAUCGAGAGACAGAGAGAUAGAGAGUAUAGGGAAUAGGGAAAGUAAAAAAGGAACAUUGUUGAUGUUGAAUAAUUUUAAGGAAUACAAUAAAUUAAAUUAAAUUGUUAAAUUGUAAACCUCAGUUCUUAAGUUAUUUAUUUUUGUAUACUUAAGCAGCGCAUAUGACACCUUGUUAUAUUUACAAAAUAAUACUAUUGCAAGUUCAGCAGACAUGCCACGCCCAUAGAGCUAUGUAUUCCCCCCAUUGCCACCACUCACCAUAUCUCCAGUCCCCGAAAACAAAUCACUCAAAACACACACACAGCUUAGAAUAUCGUUCAGUUAUUUUUCUCACACCAUCCAAAUAUUUCGUAUUAUUUAACUUUAUGGAAUGCUCCUCACCAGAAACCACUGUACAUACCCUUAGCUAUAGAUUGUUGGGGGCAUUCCCCUCCUGAUUUCACAGAAUCAUUCUCUUUGGCACUGCCAUAUCCCUUACAUAUUUUUGCGUUCGAUAUGAUUCCUAAACUUUUUUCGACGGUCGGAGAUCUUUUGAGUUGUUUAUUUUAUUUGCCUUGGGUUGAAUUCACUCCCUUAUUUUUUACUACCAUAAACAACAAACAACGCUAAACAAAAAAUGCUUACGCACAUUGUUAUCACUAGAAAAACAACAACAACAACAACAAAAACAAAACAAAAAACCUGUCUGUUAAAAAACAAAAAUGAAAAUAUGUAAUAUGAAUAACGAGAAGUACAUGCAUACAUAUAUAAAUAUAUAUAUAAUCAAUUUGUAAUUGUACCGAAAUUGAUAACUGUAAAGUAACAAGAAGUUUAUAAAAUUGCAUAUGAUUUAAACUAUAAACUAACUAUAAAGAAAUACAAUAUCCCUCUAUGCAGCAAGCGAAAGCAAGAAACCAACAGCAGUUAUACAUAAUUGAAUGUGUAAUAUGAUGGCAUACAUAUAAAUAAAAAUAUUAUAAUAAAACAAAACGAAAAAAAAAA
Molecule: messenger RNA, 9204 nt
Organism: Drosophila rhopaloa
Lineage: Eukaryota; Metazoa; Arthropoda; Insecta; Diptera; Drosophilidae
Gene: Larp4B
Product: la-related protein Larp4B
Exons: 10
Coding region: 851-5299 (1482 amino acids)
Biological process (GO): positive regulation of translation
Cellular component (GO): cytoplasmic stress granule; cytosol
Molecular function (GO): mRNA 3'-UTR binding
Source: RefSeq, a predicted model, not a curated record